GCGUGGAACAUCGCUCAGUCGCGAAAGAAAAGCCAGAGAGAGGAAGCUAGUAAGUCUUAGGGAUCAUGGCCACGUGGCAGGACUUCAUCAACCAGAAUGAGGACCGGGACGGUGUCCGCAUGACGUGGAACGUCUGGCCGGCCACCAGAAUCGAGUCUACCAAGAUGGUGGUUCCACUGGCUGCAUUGGUGACUCCACUGAAAGAGAGACCAGACAUGCCCCCCAUCUGCUAUGACCCCGUCCUCUGUGGUCGAACGCAGUGUCGAGCUGUCCUCAACCCCAUGUGUCAGGUGGACUACAGGAGUAAAACGUGGACCUGUAACUUCUGUCUCCAGAGAAAUGCCUUUCCCCAGCACUAUGCAGCCAUCUCAGAGAGCAACCAGCCAGCUGAACUGAUCUCCCAGUUCUCCACCAUCGAAUACCAACUUCAGCGUUCUGGACAAGCUCCGGUCAUAUUCCUGUUUGUAGUGGACACUUGUCAGGACGAGGAGAACCUCCAGGCCCUCAAGGAGUCUCUGCAGCUGUCGCUGAGUCUCAUACCACCGACAGCUCUUGUGGGCCUCAUCACCUUCGGCAAGAUGGUUUGUAUGCGCAGUAACUUACACCUCUGCAUCACACAUUUUCCCCUGCUUUUGCCUUUAUCCCUCUCUCCCCACUCUCACUCCAUAUAAGAAUCACAUGGUUUAUACAUAUCCAAAUACACAGACACACACGCUUAUCCCACUUCCCUCCCUCUCUCGUUCCCUCACGCACUCCUUUCCCCUCUCUCUCCUCUCUCUCUUUCUCUCUUGUCCAUUCCUCCCUCCACUCCUCCCCAACACCCCCCAAUAUCUCCAACCCAGGUCCAGCUCCACGAGCUAGGAUGUGAUGGCUAUGCCAAGAGCUAUGUGUUCCGUGGCAGUAAAGACGUCAGUGUGACCCAGCUCCAGGAGCAGCUGGGGUUGGCUGGUGGCACUGGAGGUAGGCCUCAGGCCACACCUGCAGGCGCACCUCCACAACAGAAGCCCAAUAACAGGUUCCUCCUGCCGCUGCAGACUAUAGACAUGAACCUGACGGACCUGAUAGGAGACAUCCAGGGCGACCCCUGGCCGGUCUCCCAGGGAAUGAGACCGCUCCGCUCCACGGGGGUGGCUCUCUCCGUUGCCGUCAGUCUCCUGGAGGCUACCUUCCCCAACGCCGGGGCCAGGAUACUGCUCUUCAUCAGUGGAUCCUGCUCCCAGGGUCCAGGGAUGGUGGUGGGAGAGGAGUUAAAAGACCCAAUUCGAUCCCACAGCGAUCUGGACAGAGACAACGCAAAUUACUCCAAGAAGGCCUGCAAGCACUAUGAGGCUCUGGCCAAGAGAGCAGCUGACAAUGGUCACUGUGUGGACGUGUAUGCCUGUGCCCUCGACCAGCCUGGACUCUAUGAGAUGAGGUUCCUCUCAAACAAUACCGGGUGAGCUCAGUGGGGGGAGAGA
Messenger RNA from Geodia barretti, 1457 nucleotides. Lineage: Eukaryota; Metazoa; Porifera; Demospongiae; Tetractinellida; Geodiidae. The record is from the annotation of a GenBank genome assembly.